AUGCCUCCCGAUAUCAGAAACUUCUUUGGAGGUGGUUCGCAGAAGGCUUCCACAGCAGCAAAGAAAGCAUCUGAUAAUCCUGCGCCCAAAAAGAAGCGUGGGAGAAAGGUGGUUGAUGAUAGCGACGAUGAAGAAAUCACAGAGACAAAACCUAAGAAAGCUGAGCUAGAAAAGGCGAAGACCAGGAAGGAGAAACCCCAACCAAAGGUAGAAGAGACUACCAGCUCAGAGUAUUUCGCAUCGAACAGCAAGGCCAAAACUUCGAAAUCCACACCUAUCCGCGCGAAGCCGCACGAGAACAAGACGACACGGAAUGUUGACACGACUCCGUCAAAACCAAGGGCCACUAAUGGAUCUACUCCUAGCAGCCGAAGAUCAACACGAAAUAUUCCUGCCAGGAAAUAUGCAGAUAAUGAGACUGAUGAUAAAGUCCGCGUGCUGGACGACGAUGAAGAAGGAAAUGAUGAUAUACAUGCUGACGAAUUUGCUCGCAAGAUACGUAAUGGUCGGGACGAUUACGAAGAGAGUGACGAAAGCCAUGGUUCUCCGAUUAGGCACAAAGCUCGUACGGCCAAUAGAACACAGAAACAAGCCAAGGCUCCAACAAAGCCGAAGCCGGAAGCAGAUGCCGAGAUGUCUGACACCGCUGGGUAUGAUGCACCAGGAGAAGCCAAAUCUGCGGGGAAAAAGCUUACAGCUCCUUCGGCGGCCGGCCGAAAGCGCAAGUCCAAGAGUGCGGAGCUGGAGGAAGAUGAUUUCUUGGAGGAAGACGAAGUCCCUAAGAAAAGGGCCCGAAAAACACCAACAAAAUCAACAGCGAAGAAGGCGACUAAAAAGGAGGAAAAGGAGGAGAGUAAGGAGAUGCAGGCUAUCUUCGAUUCGAUACCGACUGUGCGUGCUCCUACUCCUCCUGCACGUGAUCCGAACAACAAGUACCAGUACAAUGCCAACCAACAUCAUGCACCCCCUCCUGGAGCUGGUUCCAAGGUGCCCCCAACCGGCGCAGAAAAUUGCUUGGCAGGAUUGACAUUUGUGUUCACCGGAGUACUUGAUACCCUCGAGCGUGAAGAAGGUCAAGCUCUAGUCAAACGACAUGGUGGUAAGGUUACUACGGGUCCGAGCUCAAAAACCAGCUAUGUUGUCCUUGGCAACGACGCGGGUCCUAAGAAGCUCGAAACCAUCGCCAAGUUGAAGCUAAAGACCAUCAAUGAAGAUGGACUCUUCGAACUGAUUAGACGACUUCCACCAAAUGGAGGUGACUCGAAAGCCGCAGAGAAGCAUGCGGAGAAGAAAGAGAAAGAAGAGAAGGCGAUCCGUGAGGCAGCCGCAGAGAUGGAGCGUACCGAUCGAGAAGCUGCGAAAGCGAAAGCAGCCAUGAAAGUAGGACAAGAUGGCCACAGAGUUCCAUCUUCAGCGUCGUCUCAGCAGCGUAAAGCCCCAGCCGCUGACAGCCGACUAUGGACAGACAAAUACGCCCCCACAGCUGUGUCCAUGGUGUGUGGUAAUAAGGGACAGGUGGAAAAGUUACAAAACUGGUUGCGAAAAUGGCACAACAAUGCAAAAUAUCACUUCAAGAAGGCUGGACCAGAUGGUUCCGGUGUCUUUCGAGCUGCUAUGAUUCAUGGUCCUCCAGGCAUUGGUAAAACGACUGCUGCUCACCUUGUUGCGAAGCUCGAAGGCUUCGACAUUGUUGAGAGUAAUGCUAGCGAUACACGAAGCAAGAAACUCGUUGAAGAUGGCCUACGAGGUGUAUUGGACACCACUUCACUCCUUGGUUAUUUCUCUGGAGACGGAAAAAAGGUGGAGGCUUCCAAACGUAAGCUCGUGUUGAUCAUGGAUGAGGUGGAUGGCAUGUCGGCCGGAGACCGUGGUGGAGUUGGUGCUUUGGCAGCUGUGGCUAAGAAGACCAGCGUUCCUAUGAUACUCAUCUGCAAUGAACGAAGAUUACCGAAGAUGAAGCCAUUUGACUUUGUCACAUGGGACGUUCCUUUCCGCCGACCAACGGCCGAUAUGAUUCGAGCACGGCUGAAGACUAUCUGCUAUCGCGAAGGCAUGGACCUACCAGCAUCAGUUCUUGAUGCUCUUAUCGAAGGAAGUCAUUCGGACAUUAGGCAAAUCAUCAACAUGAUCUCGACUACCAAGCUUGACAGGCAGACCAUGGACUUCGAUGAUGGUAAGGCUAUGUCGAAAGCAUGGGAGAAGCAUGUCAUCCUCAAGCCUUGGGAUAUCGUCGGCAAAAUCCUAAAAUCCCAAAUGUUCGCACCCAGCUCUACGGCCACUCUCAACGACAAAAUUGAGCUCUACUUCAACGACCAUGAAUUCAGCUAUCUUAUGCUUCAAGAAAACUACCUGAAAACACAGCCUGCUCGCGUCAAUAACUAUUCUGGAAGGGAAAGAAAUCUGAAACUUCUUGAGUUUGCUGACAAAGCUGCUUCGAGCAUCAGCGACGGUGAUUUGGUGGACAGAAUGAUUCAUGGGACUCAGCAACAGUGGAGCCUUAUGCCUACCCAUGCAGUCUUCAGCUUUGUGCGACCGGCAAGCUAUAUGUAUGGCAAUUUCGGUGAGCGGGUCGGCUUUGUGUCCUGGUUGGGCCAAAACAGCAAAUUUGGGAAGCUCAGUCGGUAUGUCAAAGAGAUGCAAGGUCACAUGCGUCUCCGAGCUUCAGGAGAUAGGCAUGAGAUUAGACAGCAGUAUAUGCCACUGCUCUGGCAGAAGACGGUCAAGGUCCUGCAAGAUCAAGGCAAAGAGAAGGUUCCCGAGGUGAUCGAUCUCAUGGAUUCAUAUUUCCUGACGAAAGAGGACUAUGAUGCUAUGAUUGAGCUUGGCCUGGGGCCAAUGUCGGAGGAUAACGUGAAGAUCGACUCACAAGCAAAGGCUACAUUCACACGAAUGUACAAUGCUCAAUCCCACCCGUUACCUUUCAUGAAGGCAAGCAGUGUUGUUGCGCCCAAAGCGGCCAAGAAGGUGAAGCCAGAUUUGGAAGAUGCUAUUGACGAGUCCGAUGGUGGAGAAGAGCUUCUCGAGGAGAACGAGGUCAAGGAGGACGACGAAGAGGACGUUGAUCUUAAGAAGGACAAAUACAUCAAAGCUCCGAAGAAGAAACCCGCUGCCAAAGGAGCUGCCAAGAGCGCCCCCAAGGGUAAGAAGAGAGGCAAGAAAGCGGCUGACGAGGGCGACGAUGAGGUAGAUGAUUCUGCAAGUGAAGAAGAGGUCAAAAAGCCAAAGAAAGGGGCUGCGAGGGGAGGUCGUAAAGGGAAGGGGAAGGGGAAGGCUUGA
Messenger RNA from Endocarpon pusillum Z07020, 3276 nucleotides. RefSeq lists its product as uncharacterized. Gene Ontology annotation, cellular component: nucleus; DNA replication factor C complex. The coding region runs from base 1 to 3276 and encodes 1091 amino acids. The record is from RefSeq and is a predicted model, not a curated record. The transcript has 6 exons. Gene Ontology annotation, biological process: DNA repair; DNA replication. Lineage: Eukaryota; Fungi; Ascomycota; Eurotiomycetes; Verrucariales; Verrucariaceae. Gene Ontology annotation, molecular function: DNA binding; DNA clamp loader activity; ATP hydrolysis activity.